UUCGAUUACACUUCGGAUACACAGAACAUGACUUUGUUCUAUGGUAAUUGCGCCGUGGCAUCCCAAUCCCAAUCCCUGGUGCCGAUCAUUGAGUUUGAUUGCACAGUGACCGGGAAUGGUGCCACCAACAACGAGGCUUAUUACGUGUCCCCGGAUUUAAGGGCAAACACCAACAUUUUCCUGGGAAAAUGCGAAGGCAGCGUCAUUGUUGCGGUUUUUAGAUCAGCAGUUGAGGCUUUAAAAAGCAAUUAUUCGUUAAGCAUAGGAGAAGCUCUUGAUGGUGGCUUCGGGUUGCGGUACCAGACAGCAAAUGAUACAUACUGCGAACAAUUUGUAAAAUCAGGUGGACGGUGCGGUUUUGAUUCCAAUUCCACUAUGUUUACUUGCUUUUGCCCUGAUCAGCCCCGUGCAUUCCACUGCAACAGUAACGGAUCAACUGGAAACCAGCCCAACUCUACAAACCAGCCCAACUUUGGAAAUCAGCCCAACUCUACAAACCAGCCAAACACUGUAACAGGAUCGACUAGAAGUCGGCUGAAGAUUAUAGUAGGUAACAUAAUAUAA
Messenger RNA from Cornus florida, 564 nucleotides. Its product is annotated as LEAF RUST 10 DISEASE-RESISTANCE LOCUS RECEPTOR-LIKE PROTEIN KINASE-like 2.1. The transcript has 3 exons. The coding region runs from base 28 to 564 and encodes 178 amino acids. The record is from RefSeq and is a predicted model, not a curated record. NCBI's taxonomy places the organism in Eukaryota, Viridiplantae, Streptophyta, Magnoliopsida, Cornales, Cornaceae.